Rhinopithecus roxellana (golden snub-nosed monkey) is the source of this 5291-nucleotide messenger RNA. It is a transcript of the gene RAPGEF5, whose product is annotated as Rap guanine nucleotide exchange factor 5. Gene Ontology annotation, cellular component: plasma membrane. Gene Ontology annotation, molecular function: guanyl-nucleotide exchange factor activity. Lineage: Eukaryota; Metazoa; Chordata; Mammalia; Primates; Cercopithecidae. Gene Ontology annotation, biological process: Ras protein signal transduction; positive regulation of GTPase activity. The transcript is spliced from 26 exons. The record is from RefSeq and is a predicted model, not a curated record. The coding region runs from base 111 to 2753 and encodes 880 amino acids.
CCCGCGCCCGAGCCGCAGUCGCGCCCUCUCGCUUCCUGGCGAAGGCGCGGACGGCGCGCGGAGGCGAGCGCGAUAGAGAGGAGCCCCCGGCGCCGCAGCGCCGUCAGGGCAUGAGGAUGGCAGUGGGUUCCAUCAAGAUGCAGCCGCCGUGCGAGAGCCCGGCCCUAGCCGCCGCGGCGGCAGUGGUGGCGGCAGACGGCGCCCUGCGCCGCAGCCCCAGCGCCCGGGAGCCCGAGCGCGAGCAGUCGCUGCGGCCGCGGCUGAGGGACCUGCCAGCGCUGCUGCGGAGCGGGCUCACGCUGCGGAGGAAGCGGAGCGCCGCUGGGGGCCGGACUCUAUCAAGAAGAAUAUCUAAUCCGUACCUUGAACAUACACCUUCCCAGAUUUAUGGAGAGAAUUCUUCUUGUGCAGGGAGAGCACUGAGGAAUGUUAUUAUCGUUCAAGCAGCUGACCUGAUAAAGGACAGAGUGAACCUCAAGGGGUUUUACAGGAGGAGCUGCGUUGGGUCAGAACUGGUAGACUGGCUUCUAGAACACUGUCCUUUUGUCCAGUGCAGAUCUAUGGCCAUAGGAGUCUGGCAACUCCUACUGGACAUGGGAAUUAUGUUAUCAGUGGACCAGCAUCUAUACUUUCAAGAUACUUAUGUUUUCUACCAGUUUUCCUCUGAUGAAUGUAGCUACUUGUACUGUGAAUUUGAAAGAGAAGAAGAAUGGCAAAAUGGUGUCAAGCUUUUACUGCAACUUGUGCCUCUCAUUCCUGCUAGAGCUGGCAUCUGUGAGCUGUCUCAUCAGAAAAUUGAAGACUCUGAAGAAAGCAGUGAUGAAAUUCUUGCGCGUCUAACAUCUGCGGUGCAGAGAGAGCUAGCAGCUGUGAUUGCUUUGAAAGCAAGGAAGUCUGCAAUUGAACAAGAUGAAGAAAACAAUGACAAACAUGUAGCUGUAACAGAAGCCGAAAGUGUUCCAGAUUCUCAGGCAGGGGUGAUGUGCAAGCUUCAAGAAAGAGAUGAAAUCGGACGAAUUGAACUAGUUCAGAAGCUGGCAAGAGAAAACUAUCAGUUUUUGCAGACGGACAAAAAAGAACAGGAGAAGUCUGAACACCAAGAUGAUGAAGUGUCGACUGUUCAGGUUAAAGAGCAAGACCAGAGCGUCCUGGUGCUGAAGAAAGUGCAGUGCUGUGGCCCAGCCCCCACAGCUGGGAGUGCGGAGAGCCAUUGGAGAUAUGUGGUGGUGUCCGGGACCCCGGAGAAGAUUUUGGAGCACCUUUUGAAUGACUUGCACCUGGAAGAAGUCCAGGACAAAGAAACAGAGACCCUCCUGGAUGACUUCCUUCUCACGUACACUGUGUUCAUGACAACUGAUGACUUGUGCCAGGCUCUGUUAAGGCACUAUUCUGCUAAGAAGUAUCAAGGCAAAGAGGAAAACUCAGAUGUUCCUCGUAGGAAACGUAAAGUCUUGCAUCUUGUUUCCCAGUGGAUUGCUCUGUACAAAGACUGGUUACAUGAAGAUGAACAUUCAAAAAUGUUUUUAAAGACCAUAUAUAGGAAUGUACUGGAUGAUGUUUAUGAAUAUCCAAUACUUGAAAAAGAAUUGAAAGAAUUUCAAAAGAUACUUGGAAUGCACCGUCGUCACACUGUGGAUGAAUAUUCACCACAAAAAAAGAAUAAAGCCCUUUUCCACCAAUUCAGUCUUAAGGAGAACUGGCUCCAGCAUAGAGGAACUGUGACUGAAACAGAGGAAAUUUUCUGCCACGUGUAUAUAACAGAGCACUCCUAUGUCAGUGUGAAGGCAAAAGUUUCCAGUACAGCCCAAGAGAUCCUAAAAUUCGUGGCAGAAAAGAUCCAGUAUGCCGAAGAGGAUCUGGCUCUGGUGGCCAUCACAUUCUCUGGAGGAAAGCAUGAACUUCAGCCGAAUGACUUAGUCAUCUCCAAAUCCCUCGAGGCAUCUGGUCGGAUAUAUGUCUAUCGGAAAGACCUGGCGGACACUUUGAACCCGUUUGCAGAAAAUGAGGAAUCACAGCAAAGGUCGAUGAGGAUUUUGGGAAUGAACACUUGGGAUCUUGCUCUGGAAUUAAUGAAUUUUGAUUGGAGUCUAUUCAAUUCAAUUCACGAGCAAGAGCUGAUCUACUUCACAUUCAGCAGACAGGGAAGUGGGGAACACACUGUAAACCUCAGCCUUCUGCUCCAGAGAUGCAAUGAGGUCCAGCUCUGGGUGGCCACGGAGAUUCUGCUCUGCAGCCAGCUGGGCAAGCGAGUGCAGCUGGUGAAAAAAUUCAUCAAAAUUGCGGCUCACUGCAAAGCCCAGAGAAACCUGAAUUCUUUCUUUGCCAUCGUGAUGGGUCUCAACACUGCUUCUGUCAGUCGACUGUCACAGACCUGGGAGAAAAUCCCUGGGAAGUUUAAGAAACUUUUCUCUGAACUUGAAAGUUUAACAGAUCCUUCCCUAAAUCACAAAGCCUACAGAGAUGCAUUCAAAAAGAUGAAGCCACCAAAAAUCCCUUUCAUGCCCUUAUUGCUUAAAGAUGUAACAUUUAUUCAUGAAGGAAAUAAAACAUUUUUGGAUAAUCUUGUCAAUUUUGAAAAGCUGCAUAUGAUCGCAGACACUGUCCGAACCCUGAGACACUGCAGGACUAACCAGUUUGGUGACCUGUGUCCAAAAGAGCAUCAAGAGUUAAAGUCCUAUGUUAAUCACCUAUAUGUCAUUGACAGCCAGCAGGCCCUGUUUGAGCUCUCACACAGGAUCGAGCCUCGGGUGUGAGCCCCACUGCCUCACCUCCCCUGUGUCUGCAGCACUUUGAGCUACGGGAAUGUCUAUGCCAAGCACGUUGCUUUCCUGUGAGAAAAGAAGUUGCUGAGUUUUAUCAGUAUAACCCAAGACUUUCACAGGAAAGCCAGCCAAAGCGUGUUCAGGAAGUGAUGUCAGCCACCAGAGAGGGGGAGAGGCCUCUCCAUGCUACUCUCGAGACAAGAAGGCAGAAGGAGAGUCAGAAGCAUUCUUGAGAUGGAGAAGGCUGGUUUCUUAUGAUCACCUUGUUGAUCCAGUCCAGUUUUCAAUAUGAGAUGUGCCAGCAUCAAGACAAGACAACGACGUCUUGACAUGCAAUGACCAAAUAUUUCAUUAAGAGCAUGCGUGGAACAGGAAGGAGUUUUUACUUUGCCUAGUUUUAGAUUACUGUCCAUAAGCUGUCAAAGAAGUCAUUCUUUUGAACACCUGAUGACAGAGACAGCAUCUCUAGACCUCCAGGGAGGAGAGGUUUCUGUUGAUACCACCUAUGACAUCACCAAAAGCCACUUGUGUCUAGGGAGUUAGUGAGGACUGUAGCUAGCAUUCAUGCUCUGCUGGGCAGAUGAACAGUGUCAAGGUGUGCAUCACUUUGCACCACAAUCAACUAUUGACACAUGCUUGCAAGUGAAAUUAGUUUCUGUAUAACUGAUUUGCAGCUAUAGGCAAGGUAGAUGAAGUUGCUUUGCCAGUAAGGAAAAAUAGUAAUCUUCAAGAAAUUGACUCAUUGUUUAAUUCCUGGGGAUUUUCUUCACACUUGUAAGCAGGCUCUUAUCUUUUAUUGGACAUAAUAUGAUUUUGAAAAAGCACAGUGCCUGACACAUUGUAGACACUCACUAACUGCUUACUGAGGUGACAGAGUCACAAAAGUCUGCAUUCUUGUGCCUGAUGAUGCAUUUUGCAUACCUCAUACAGGCUCCUUGCCCACACUAUGGAACGACAGCAGCCAGCGCAGGGAGGUUAAGUGACAUUUAAUGAAUGAAGCACUUAGCAUUCUCUAGGUAGUAAGAUAGCGGUUAUUACCAGUGUUUUGGCAAAUGAAAAAUGCCCUGAAAUAGCCAAGUGUCUGAUUGAUGUUGGUGACUUAGAAGUCCUAUAGUCCACCUACCAGCCAAAGCAGGGAGCCUUCCUAUAAUUUGCCUUUUUUUUUUUUUUUUUCAAAAUCUGAGUCUUCUGAAAUCUUUUUUUAUUCCCAUUUUUACCAAUUGAGGCUCCUUUAGCAAAUAAGACGUCUUGAUAUUUUCAAGGACUGGGUAGAGGAUUUCUUUCAACCUUCACAUGAACAAAACAGCCUAUGGAUCAAAAUAAUGAAAUCUACCCCUGCCUGCUAGAUACUUGUCACCUUGCUAAAAUGCAAGGGCCUGGUCCAUUCAUUUUCCAAAUGCAGGAGUCUUGGUGCACUUCUCACUCUUCCUGCCUGUUCAUCUCUUUCAUGCCCACACAGACCUGUUUCCUUUUUGUCUCAUCAACACCUCAUUCAUCCUCAUUAAUGAGGCAUGUCCAAUGCUUUUUGACAUCUUUAUAGCAGUGCUGUUUCCUGGGCUCAGGAACCACACUGAGCUUGAGAUACUGCUGGAAGGAACCAUGUGGAGAGAAGGUUUGAGAGGAAUUUGAGAGAGACUUAGUUCGGCCCAGCAUGUAAAACUUCAGUCCUGAACAUUUACGGGGUUUUAUAGAAGGGCAUCCUCCAGGGCUGGUCCAUUCACAGAAAUGCUGCAUGCUGCUGGUCAUGGAAUGUGGCCCACGGGAGGACACCAGAGCCAGAGAAGCGGACAGCAGACUUCCCUCACAGCUGGGUUGAGCAAACCCUCCAAAGCCCUCCUCACGCAGUUACUAACGAUAGCAUGGGCUUACAGCACAAGCACGUGUUCUCACCUUUUUCCUAUGCCCUGGACUAAGGUUUGGCCAGUGUAAUCAUAUAAGGCCAUCCUGACAUUGUUUCUGUGUUUCACAGUUCAGAUUUUUAUUUACAUUAGAACUACAUUGCUCCUAGUAGGACAUUACCUUUAGGGGACUAAUUUUCCAUGGAGAACUCUUUCAGCAUAUUGCGUGCUGCUUAGACCCCAAGUUAGAUAUGCACACCGAGCCAGAUGAAGCUACACAAAUGUUGUGUUUAAAUGCAUUUUGUACAGUGACUUCAGAGUCUCUCACAUGACAUGGGUGGAAACUGGGGAGAAAAUGAUGCUUGUUCACCUCUUCCUCCAGCCGUGGUUAAGUGGUCCUAGGGGUAGCAGAGGGAAGGGAGGAUUUUGUGCAGUCGAGAUUUGCUUUUCCAUCCUUGUCUUCUGAAUGUCCAAAAUCUCUACAUCUUUCUGAAGUUUAACAACUGUCUCUAGAGGUUUGCCAGGCGGCAGCUCAAAGCUUUGCAGAAUCUUAGAUCUGGAAUUAAAGAAUUCAAACCCAGGCCGGGCGCGGUGGCUCAAGCCUGUAAUCCCAGCACUUUGGGAGGCCAAGACGGGCGGAUCACGAGGUCAGGAGAUCGAGACCAUCCUGGCGAACACGGUGAAACCCCGU